AUGGCUCCCUUCGACCGUCUCAACCAAGUUAACGAGCACCUGAACUACCCGGCCGGUCUCCUGGCAGGCCAAGUAGCCAUCAUCACCGGCGCAGGCCAAGGCAUCGGCGCGGAAACAGCACGACUCUUCGCAAACGAAGGCGCCAAGGUCGUAGUCGCUGAUAUCGACGCCAAAAAAGCCAACGCCGUCGCUGACGCGAUCAACUCCGCAAAGGCCGGCCGCGCUCUCGCCGUCGUCGGCGACGUCCUCGACAGCAACUACAUCACCGAACUGGUCAAGAAAGCUGCCGAAUUCGGCAAUGGCAAGAUCCAUAUUAUUGUGAACAACGCCGGGUUCACGUGGGAUGGUGUUAUUCACAAGAUGACAGACAAGCAAUGGGAAACCAUGCUAGCCGUCCACAACACGGCGCCCUUCCAGCUCGUGCGCGCCGCAGCACCCUACUUCCGGGUCAAAGACCAAGAGCCGCGCGUAGUGAUCAACAUCAGCAGCACCAGCGGCAUCCACGGUAAUGCAGGCCAAGCAAAUUACGCCGUCGCCAAAGCCGGCGUCGUCGGGCUAACCCGCACAAUCGCCAAAGAAUGGGGCCCAUCCUUCGGCGUGCGGUCAAACACCAUCGCCUUCGGCUUCGUAACUACACGACUGACGGCCGCCAAGGAAGAAGGCGCGUUCAUCACCACGCCUGACGGCACGAAGGUUGCCCUUGGAAUCCCGGGUAAGCAGCUUGCAACUAAAAAGGGUUCCUCUGCGGACCAGAGUCAGGGUCAGGAGAAGAAGCAGAUUGCGCCUGCGUACCCUGAUAUUCCCCUGGGUAGGCCGGCGAGCCCUGUUGAGGCGGCGAGGGCGGUUCUGGGUGUUGCGUCGCCUUUGUUUUCUUAUGUUAAUGGUGAGACGAUUCGGGUUACAGGUGGAAGGAAUAUGUAG
Penicillium roqueforti is the source of this 921-nucleotide messenger RNA. RefSeq names its product SDR family NAD(P)-dependent oxidoreductase. The transcript has 4 exons. Gene Ontology annotation, molecular function: oxidoreductase activity, acting on the CH-OH group of donors, NAD or NADP as acceptor. The record is from RefSeq and is a predicted model, not a curated record. Lineage: Eukaryota; Fungi; Ascomycota; Eurotiomycetes; Eurotiales; Aspergillaceae. Bases 1 to 921 code for a protein of 306 amino acids.